AGCAGAUAAUUUCGGCUUUGGCUGAUAUUAAUGAAAAAUUAAGAGUCACGAAGGCCGAACUUGCUGUUUUUACCAGUAAGUUUCAUUAUAAUAAUGGAUCUGAGAACUUCGGUAAAAAUUUUGAGGAAAACUUUGGAGAUUCAAACAUUGACCCCAGUGGAAGUUCCUAUGACUUCGGUGAAAGAUUUGAUGAAAACUUUGGUGAUCCAAACACAGAUCCCAGUGAAAUUCUUGAUCCCUUUAUCACCACAUAUACCUAUACCCAAGUAUUAUGCUUCCAACCCUUCCAAAAGUGCUUCCAAGAGUGCUUCCAAUCUUCCAAGUGCACAUCACUGCCUAUACCCUCAAUACCAUCAUCUCCACCACAUAUACCAUCACCACAAAUUUUGUCAGUUUCAACCUUUAAUGAAUCAGAUAUGAAUACCUCAAAAACUUUUGCUGCUUUCUUUAUCCUCUUCCUCGCUUUAAUCUCUUCCACAAAUGCUCACAUGAGUCUUUUAGCUCCGAAAUAUAGAGGAAGUGACGAAGGCAAGGCAAGCGAGGCCCCUUGUGGAGGUUUUAGUGAUGUAAACAAAGCUGCCAUAUCCGAAUUUCCAGUUACAGAUGGUAGAGCAACAACCAAGUACGAAGAUGGUAAUGGAAUGAUGUAUUUCAACUACGCUCCCACCUCUGAUGGUCCUUUCAUGCCCGUUUCAGAAAAUGUCACAGUUAACGUUCCCGAAGAUACUAAUAAUGGUGUUCAAUUUUCAACAAAUAUUAAUCUCUCUUUAGCAAAUGCUAAAGUUGGUGACUCAGGUGUGCUACAAGUUGUUUAUAAUUCAACCACUGGAGUUACUACGUGGUAUCAAUGUGCUGAUAUCCAUGUUGUAAAUGUUAAUGAUGCCAAAUCCGUUGGCGUCAACAUGCAUCUUGAAGUCGCUUCCCUUAUAUUUAGUAUUGCUUCUUUGUUAAUGAUUCUAAAUUAA
This is a messenger RNA of Funneliformis mosseae, 965 nucleotides long. Lineage: Eukaryota; Fungi; Glomeromycota; Glomeromycetes; Glomerales; Glomeraceae. The record is from the annotation of a GenBank genome assembly.